Aureobasidium pullulans EXF-150 is the source of this 1700-nucleotide messenger RNA. RefSeq lists its product as uncharacterized. NCBI's taxonomy places the organism in Eukaryota, Fungi, Ascomycota, Dothideomycetes, Dothideales, Saccotheciaceae. The transcript has 3 exons. The record is from RefSeq and is a predicted model, not a curated record. Bases 273 to 1631 code for a protein of 452 amino acids. Gene Ontology annotation, cellular component: intracellular membrane-bounded organelle; Golgi membrane. Gene Ontology annotation, molecular function: pyrimidine nucleotide-sugar transmembrane transporter activity. Gene Ontology annotation, biological process: pyrimidine nucleotide-sugar transmembrane transport.
AUCGAGUCAGGGACAAGGGUCCGCUUCCGCAUGUCAAUAGGCGAGGCUGAUAAGGACGUUAUCAAAGCCGAUGGCGCAUGACCGACUAACUCCGCAACGGCUGUGUCACCGCCAGUGUACAGUGUGCAGUACCCUCUCCUCCUCUCACUCUCCCACUUGCAUCUUUGUUCUUUACUUUACAUUUGUAGCCAGUAUUCUUCUUCGCGAGAUUCUCAACCUGCUCGCCUCAGGAGCACGUAGCAGAGCUCAUACGCUCUGACAUCACCGCCAACAUGGCGUCCAAAGCAAUGAUCCCGGUCCUGGUAGCCAUGAUGCUCCUGACGGGCAUGUGCAACACUCUCUUUACCAAGUAUCAGGACAUGCAAUGCGUUGCCAACUGUGACGAUCCCAACCCUGCCAAACGCAAGAACUUUGAGCAGCCCGUCAUUCAAACACUCCAGAUGUUUGUCGGCGAGUCUGGCUGCUGGCUUGUUGUUCUCGCCUCGUCCAUCUUUUCUCGAUACAUCAGCAAGUCGUCUGGCUCUACUUCCUACCAACCACUCGACACCGAGGACAGGACUGAGUUGGGCCGCGACCCGCUCCCACAAGAGGAUGUUGAAGCUCCCGCCGAUGCCACAAACGUUCCUGCCAAACCCUUUGCCGAUGCUGAGGGUUCUGGCGAAAGACUGCCGCUCAAGGGUUGGAAGAUUCUCUUGCUUGCCCUACCUGCAUGCUGCGACAUUGCUGGAACCACCUUGAUGAACGUCGGUCUGCUCUUUGUGGCAGCCAGUAUAUACCAGAUGACAAGAGGUGCUCUUGUGCUCUUUGUUGGACUCUUCAGUGUCAUCUUCCUCAAGAGACAUCUGAAUGCUUUCAAGUGGGGUAGCUUGUUCAUCGUCGUAGCAGGAGUGGCGGUGGUUGGUUUGGCCGGAGCUCUGGAGAACAAGAAGGCUACAGUUCCUGGAACAACACCUGGUUCUGACCCUCCUGGCAUGAACGAGCUUCGUCACCAGAUGGCUCAUAGCACAAUCCACAUGCUUCGUGACGUCGCAAAGAACGUGAAGGUGGCUGCUCAGGAACAUUCAGCUGCCCAGACCAUAGUAGGAAUACUUUUGAUUGCUGGAGCGCAGAUCUUCACUGCGUCGCAAUUCGUCCUUGAAGAGAGCAUCAUGGCUAAAUAUGAGCUGGACCCGCUGGCGACUGUCGGCUGGGAAGGAGUAUUUGGCUUCUCUGUCACAGCCAUUGGUAUGGUUAUUCUGCACUUCGCAGUUGGACGCACUGAGGCUGGUAGAGGUGGUUACUUCGAUGCAAAGGAGGGACUUAGCCAGGUCUUCCAGCAUCGAGCUAUCGCUUUUAGCAGUUUGCUUACGAUGGUUUCGAUUGGUGGCUUCAAUUUCUUCGGACUGUCUGUCACACGUACAGUCUCUGCAACAGCACGCAGCACGAUUGAUACAUGCAGAACACUGUUCAUCUGGGUAGUCAGUCUUGGGCUAGGAUGGGAAACCUUCAAGUGGCUGCAAGUGGUCGGCUUUGGAUUGCUGGUGUACGGCACCAUGCUGUUCAACGAGAUUAUCCAACCACCCACGGUAGGAUUCAUGCGCAAAAGAAUUGCGCUCGAGUCGGAGGAUGAUAGAAGAGGGAGAAGCGAAUAGCGAUAGGUCAUCUGUUGUCGGUAAAUAGAUAUCAAUUGCUCUAGAGCAGAAUUAUGCACGUCAUUGCAC